This is a messenger RNA of Lodderomyces theae, 642 nucleotides long. RefSeq lists its product as uncharacterized. The coding region runs from base 1 to 642 and encodes 213 amino acids. The record is from RefSeq and is a predicted model, not a curated record. The transcript has a single exon. NCBI's taxonomy places the organism in Eukaryota, Fungi, Ascomycota, Pichiomycetes, Serinales, Debaryomycetaceae.
AUGGCUCCACUUGCAUCAGCACAAUACCCGUUAGUCUCAUCCCCUUCAAAUGGUGGCUUGACUGGUGAGGUAUUUGGUAGUAUCAACUUUAUGAAUGAGAGUGUAUUCAAUUUCAGAAUAUUUGAGCGCAAAAACAAGUCUAGCUUGGAAGACCACGACCACAAUGCAAAUGAGCAAUUAACCGAGGUGGACUAUGAUCCUGAAAAGCAAGCAUUGUCUACCUCUUCAUCGAGUGCGUCGUCUACUUUGCCUACUGGGGGUUUUUCUGCAACGUCUGUGAAUAAAGAAGAAGAUGUAGCGAAAUUACCCAACGUUGCUGCGACUUCAAGUGGACCUGUACCUAAAGUUGAUGAAGGACUGCUGGAAGAAAGCGAAAAUGCAAAGGUCACCAAAAGUGCUGAAAGCAAUCAAAAGGAUGACACAGAGGGUGAUGGAGCAGUAGUUGAUGAAGCAGUAGUUGAAGAAGAAGAAGAAGAAGAAGAAGAACAAAAGGAUACCCCAGAAAGAGGAAUUGAAGAUAAAAACAAUCACCCUAAUUCAGAUGACUCGAGCGAAUAUUGGUUACGCUAUGAGAAGGAAAAGUUUAUGAAGAUUUGUGAAACUUGUUGGGAUGAAUUUGUCAAGUCGAGGGUUCAGCAAUAG